Molecule: messenger RNA, 3293 nt
Organism: Anarrhichthys ocellatus (wolf-eel)
Lineage: Eukaryota; Metazoa; Chordata; Actinopteri; Perciformes; Anarhichadidae
Gene: sema4ab
Product: sema domain, immunoglobulin domain (Ig), transmembrane domain (TM) and short cytoplasmic domain, (semaphorin) 4Ab
Exons: 10
Coding region: 1-2007 (668 amino acids)
Biological process (GO): semaphorin-plexin signaling pathway; positive regulation of cell migration; neural crest cell migration
Cellular component (GO): plasma membrane
Molecular function (GO): semaphorin receptor binding; chemorepellent activity
Source: RefSeq, a predicted model, not a curated record
AUGCCUUGUCAAAGGACCUCAGGCUACGGGUUGUUGAGUAAUAAUUCAGAAGUGAUCUGUUUCUCAGAUGGAGAGCUUUAUACGGGGACGGUGGCAGACUACAGGGGGAACCGGCCAGUCAUCUCCCGGCACCUCAGUGAGGGCCGGCGUGUUGACCUGAAGUUGGAUGAUACAUUAGGAUGGCUGGAGGAUCCAACCUUCAUCAGAUCCAGUUUCAUUCCUGAUGAGGAGAAAAUCUACUUCUUCUUCAGUGAAGUGGGCAGAGAAUAUGACUUCAUCGACAAAUUUAUUGUUUCUCGUGUCUCUCAGAUCUGCAUGAGUGAUGUUGGAGGUCAGCGGACCCUGCAGCGACGCUGGACAACAUUUGCCAAAGCUCAGCUGUUGUGCCAGGCUGACAAUGAGCUGCCCUACAAUGUGAUCCAGGACAUAGACACCCUCCCACCAGCAGAGGGGGCCCCUGCAGAUGACACACUCUUUUAUGGCAUCUUCACUUCCCAGUGGUCUGUCAAUUCUGGACGGUCAGCAGUGUGUUCAUUUCGCCUGACUGACAUCAAAUCAGUUUUCUCUGGUAACUACAAAGUCCUAAACCGGGACACAUUACAAUGGAGCACACGGGUUCAAGAAAAGGUUGCAAAUCCAGGAGAGUGUGGACUGCACAACGCAUCUGACAACGCCCUGCGCUUUGUCAAAGAAAACUUCCUAGCAGAUGACAGUGUGCGACCAGUUGGAAGAAGUCCGACUAUGUUAUCUGCUGAGCACAACUACAGCCAUCUGACUGUCCAGAGAGUCCUGGCUGCCAACAACAGAGACUACACUGUCCUGUUUCUGCUUACAGAGUCUGGUUACCUACACAAAGCUGUCCUGCUACAGAGUGGGGCCCACAUCAUAGAGGAGGUCCAGGUUUUUGAGCAGCCUCAACCUGUCAAGAGCCUGAAGCUCUCCAUACCAAAGGGUAUGAUAUAUGUUGGCACGUCAGAGGGUGUGGUGAGUGUUCCAACAGCCAACUGCUCUUUCUACUGGACCUGUCCUCAGUGUGUUCUUGCCCGAGAUCCCUUCUGUGGUUGGGACCCUGCCAGCAGGGCCUGUGUGGAGGCCUCCAACACCCAUGCCAGUCUAUGCCAGGACAUAGACGGAGGAAAUGUUGAAGAGGCAUGCAACACUGUUUCAUUUACACACAGAGCCAGAUUUGGUCCAAACAAACUGCCUGCAGGAGAACUGGUGUCAGUGUCUUUGAAUGAAGUGGUGCGGCUGCAGUGUCAGGCGGCGUCGCAGCUCUCCCAGCAGCUAUGGGAGCGUCCAAACAGCCGGCUGUCUUCAGACUUGUACCUACACCUGGAGGAUGGGAGUUUGAGCUUUGUGGCAUCCCCCGCCACACUGGGUCACUACCUUUGCCUGUCCACUGAGAAUGGCUACCAACAAACUAUGGCCAUCUUUCAUGUCAAACAGAAGAGCAGCACCAUGACUCAAAUUCCAACCAGGUACACCUGGCCUGAGGCACACCACAUACCGACAACAAAGAGUGUGGCCAGGCCUUUGCCUGGACUGCAUACCUCUUUGGGGACUUGGCCUAAAACAACAGAAACAAGACAAGGAGAGACACUGUCCAACAGGGACACUCAAGUCACCACCAGACAGCGGGGCAGAAACGUGACCCUGUGGACAGAUGAAUCUGGGCAGAAAGAGGCAGAGUUCCGGGAUGGGGAGCCCCUGCUGUCGGCCCGAACACGCUGCUACCUUAAGGAGCUGGUGGUUGUGUCAGUUCUGCUGGUGCUCUGCCUCAGUCUGCUAAUCACCAUGCUUCUGUACGUCAUCAGACAGCGCUGUCGCAGCCGAACGGCCCCGCAGGCAGUAACUCCAACUAGAGAAUCUGACAGAAGGACCCCUGUUGAGCAGGAGGCUCUCAAGGGGAACAGGUUUCUGAGCAAAUGCAAUGAACAGGCUAGUGGGCUAGUUUGUAAUGGGGCACUCACAGGCUCUAAUGGGCAUUUGCCUAACACCCCCAUCUGAACAGUCUCUGAGAUCAGAGGGGAGGAAAGGCCAUUCCAGGUACCAGAAUUACCAUGGUGAUAGUCAGUCAGCUCAGUGGGAGGUUCUGUUUGCACAGCCAAUGAGACAGUACAAACACUGUGGACUCUGAUCCUGAUGGGUAAGAUUUGGAUCUAAUAGGAUGAAAGACAAUCUUUCCAUCGUACUUAAAUGCAGACACAUAACUGAUGGGAUGAGACUUUUUCUUGUUGCCAGACACUGAAACACAUGUCCACUGUCCGAAAUGUUUUCACUUACUAGACAGUAACACUUGAGACCAAAAGGUACAAGCUGAUCCAAUACAGCUGGUUCUUUAAACAUUUUUAUAGACUAGUGAGUGUUUGAUGCAAAGCCAGUGACCGCCAAAGAUAUAUUUUUUUUUUUUAUUGGACCAUUGCAUUUUCAAGAGUUCAUUCAAAACAUACAUGAACAAAAUGUUGGCUUUUGAAGGGAUUGUUCAGAUGUUUUCAACUGGGGUUGUAUUAGUUACCUCUCCAUAGUCAGUAUAUGGAGUUUGAAGAAACAGACGGCAGUACCAGCAAGGAAGCGAUGCACUGCUGCAAGGGGGCAGCAGCAAAACAUAUUUUAGACACCUAAAAAUAAUAUUUUGUUACAGGGAACUGAACUGAAAGAGAAACGUGUAUAUAUACUAUCUUGGUCUUGUGGCUUUGAAGAAAGUCUAGAUUUCUCUUCAGUUGCCCUCCAACAAUAUUCUGAAUAUAGCAUACACUGAAACUGAUAUUACAUUUGUUGGUGUCUAAAAUAUGUUUCGCUGUUGCCCCUGUCCACAACAGUACAUUGCUUUGUACUCCUGUCUGUUUCUCCAAAUUCCAUCUACUUGAAGGUAAUACACUGACUAUGGAGAAGUAGCUCAUACAACCUCCCUUCAAAACAUCACAACUAUUGCUUUAAAUUGUCCUCUCAUUCCAAACAGGGAGGUGGGUCCCUGCUCAUUUGCUUUGGCAAUUUAUAUACAUUUUAUACAAACUGAUUUUGCAGGAAAGAUAAUUAACUGGUCGGAAAGGGCCGCAGAGCUCAGACCAGUAGGCUUGUUUAUCUUUUGUUUGUGCGAUGGUAUUACACACAUAAUGGGAACAUGCUUUGGCUAUAGUUGACAUGAUGCUUAUCACUUAUUUCCUGUGCAUCAUACACAAUGGGCCAUUUGGACACAUCAGUAAACCUGUAGCCAUAACCUCUUUUGUGAUGACACAGUGCUGUCACUCAGUGUUUUUACAUGCACUUCAAUAAAGAGGUUACUGUCAGCUUUC